Messenger RNA from Acanthochromis polyacanthus (spiny chromis), 2904 nucleotides. Its product is annotated as ectonucleotide pyrophosphatase/phosphodiesterase family member 7-like. The transcript is spliced from 6 exons. Lineage: Eukaryota; Metazoa; Chordata; Actinopteri; Pomacentridae. The coding region runs from base 1 to 1422 and encodes 473 amino acids. The record is from RefSeq and is a predicted model, not a curated record.
AUGAUGUGGACAGCGAGCGUCUUUUGCAUCCUCUGGGCAUCGUGUAUCCUCGGAGCUCCAGUAAACAAAGAAAGACAGAAGGUGCUGCUGAUCUCCUUUGAUGGUUUCAGGUGGGAUUAUGACCGCGAUGUGGACACUCCAAGCCUUGACAAAAUGGCCAAGGAUGGAGUCAAAGCUGCGUAUGUCACACCUCCUUACCUCACGAUCACCAGUCCUACACACUUCACCCUCUUGACAGGCCGCUACAUUGAGAAUCACGGGGUAAUCCACAACAUGUGGUUCAACACAACCACCCAAGAGAAAAAGGCGUACUAUCAGACUCUCUUUGUGAAUGAGUGGUGGGACAAUGGCACUCUGCCUAUCUGGAUCACAGCACAGAGACAGGGUCUAAAAGCUGGCUCUCUUCACUUUCCUGGCACAGCUUCCAGUUACCAGGGACAGGUUGCUAUGGUGCGGGAAUGGGAGCCACCGCUUUACAACUACAAGAAUGAGACCGCUUGGCGAGAGAACAUAGACAAGGUGAUGGGCUGGUUCAGGGACCAGGAUCUGGAUUUUGUGUCCCUGUACUUUGGUGAGCCAGAUGGCACAGGUCACAUAUACGGCCCGGACUCCCCUCAGCUCAAAGAAAUGGUCAAACAAGUGGACCGAACAGUGGGCUACAUUCGACACUCGACUGAACAACACGGGCUGAGCAGUCGACUGAAUAUCAUCAUCACAGCCGACCAUGGCAUGACCAAGGUGCAGCGUGACGGUCUGGUAGAAGAAAUCACGCUGUCCAAGAUCCCAGGUUUUUCGUUCCGUGACCUGUCCUUCCACCUGGUGGACUACGGCCCCUCCGGGAUGCUGUUGCCAAAACCGGGCAUGCUAGAGAAGGUUUACAACACUUUGAAGGGAGCUCAUCCACACCUGCAAGUGUACAAGAAGGAGGAUAUGCCAGAGCGCCUUCACUUUGCCAAAAAUGAUCGCAUCCUCCCCAUCAUUUUACUGGCUGACACUGGAUAUGUUAUCAAUGGGUAUUUCCCAGUUCAGUUCAACAAGGGAGAGCACGGCUUUGACAACCAAGACAUGGACAUGAAGCCUUUCUUCAGGGCAGUGGGUCCAGCAUUUCACAGGAACCUGGAGGUGGGGCCCUUUGAGACAGUGAACAUCUACCCGUUGAUGUGUCACAUCCUGGGCAUCACGCCGGAGGUCAAUGAUGGCCACCUGAAUGCCACCAAACACAUGCUGGUGACGAGUCGGGGUGAAGGUGUGAAUCACCUGCCAAAUGUCUUCAUUGGACUGGCUGCAGUAGCUGGAUUUCUAGUCAUAGUUUUCAUACUGACAAUAUCCCACAAAAUAUUCAAGAGCAAACGCAAGAAUAAGAGAUCCCCAAGUGUCAAACACCCUCCAGAAAACCAAGAAAUAAACCAAACUUCCUUUUGAUCAAAACAUCAAAAAGAGCAGUUAUUUCUUAAUCCAAGAUUGAGAAACAGCUGCACCUUCUGGUUGAUCCUCUUUCACUUAAUGUGAGGAAAUGCAUAAAUUGAAUCACACCAGGAACCGAGGAGCAGAGCUGUAUGCAAAUCUUUAUUUUGAAUUAUUUGUGGAAGAAUACAAAUUGAGUAAAGGUUGAAUAGAAUACAAUGUACAAAGCGGGGUGGGGGUGUUUUUGCUGAGUUUUUAUUUUGUGUUUGGUUGGAAAUGUCUCAGUGAACAAGGUUUAUCUGUGUACUUUAUGAAACACGUAAUAAAUAAAUGAAUAAAUUAAACUCAAGCACUAUUUUGUCUAUUAAUUGUGCAGCAAUGCAAGUUACACUGAAUAAGUGGAUCUGUAAAGCCUAGUUGGUAUUGUAGGUAGUUGUAGGUUAAUAACUGUACAUUUCAAAAAUAUUUAUGCACUAAAUCACAAACAAAUUAAACAGAAGACAUCCUUUUAGAAGCAUACAGGGUAAUAGAGUAAUAAAAUUAGCAUAAAAAUUCAACAAUCUGUAUUUUGUAAUCAGAUUUUAUAAGAAAGUAUUUAAUUUUACACAAGUCUGUAUUUCUAAUUUUAUUUACAAUAACAUGAGACUACGGUGGCCGCCAAGUGACAUCUUUCAGCGGCCACAUUCUCAGUUGCCGCCUCUCUCGCGGAAAAGUGUCAAGUUACAAACGGAGGCACUAAACUUCUGACUUUGACUUUCAAAAUAAAAUGGUUCGUUCGUGAUGGGAGUCACUCCACACUAUUUGUUCAUUUUUUUGGCCCUUUCUGUUAGAAUAAAAAAUGUACAUAAUUAAAAAUGCUGCCAGUACCAUGUUUCACCAAGUAAUGUCAGUAUUUCUAAUGCUUGUUAUGCUGUAACCUCUGAUUUCAUUUUUAUUUUUCUGCCCUUAAAUCAAUGUGUUCCGUGGUGUGAAUACUACAAGACCACAUUUUGAGCCAUCUAUGGACAAUUUCCAAAAAAUUAAAGAGAAAUCCACUUUGAAACACUAUUCUACUUGUGUUAGUCUAUCUCACAAUAUUUUUUGCUUUUAUGACACCACUAAAACUUCCAUGCAAGUGAUUUUUCUUCCAUUUUUGUGAUCCAGUAUUUCACAUUAAAAUAUUCUACUUGUUUAGUUUUGCAAUAUUGUGACAUGCAACUACAUAUAGUUCAGAAAACAUUAGUUGAUCACCAUCAGCAUUAUAAAUGUAACUGUUAAUCUGUUCAAAGAUGUGGCUUAAUGUUUUUUUUCAUAUCUCAACUCAGUCAAAGCCAGACAAUAUUUAAGGUACCUGUCCAGUAUUGCAGAUUGUGAGUCAAUUACAUUCUGAGAAAUAACAGUGACCGUUCCAAAUUUCAAUGUGAAAAACAUGCAGCUUCUUUACAUUACAUCUAGAGAAGCAUUUGAUAUGUCAAGCUAAAAUUUCAAAGAUGUCAUUAAAAUAUAUAUUGUUCAUGAUUU